AUGUCUGAACAACCAAAGGAUGAUCAUAAGGUUGUAAAGAAAGAGAAGGAUAAGGAGAAGACGAAAGAGAAGAAGACAAAGACACCAAAGGAACCAAAGGAGAAGACAGCUAAGGAGCCAAAGGAACCAAAGACACCAAAAGAGAAGACACCAAAGGAACCUAAGGAACCAAAGGAACCAAAGACACCAAAGGAGAAGACACCAAAGGAGCCAAAGACACCAAAGGAGAAGACACCUAAAGAGCCAAAGACACCAAAGGAGCCAAAGACUCCAAAGGAGAAGACACCCAAGGCGCCCAAAGAGCCAAAGGCAAAGAAGGAGCCAAAGGCAAAGACUCCAAAGGAGCCAAAGGAGAAGGGCUCGGAGGAGAAGCCCAAGAGAGAGACAAAACGCAAGAAGGAUAAGGGUGAAGCAGCAGACGAUGACAAGGAUGGUUCGGUCAAGACUGUUGCACCACCCUCGCUGGUCCUCCCGCCGGGCGGGGUCGCCAAGCAAGCACAGACGCCUGCAGCUACUCAAGAACAGACACCAGCCGCUUCAAAGGGUAGAGAUAACAAGAAGAGGAUUGGCUCACCGCCCAGCGCUGCAUCACAGAGUGCUACCAAGAAGAAGAAGCGAGAUGUCGAGGACGAGGACUAUGACGAGGAGGAGGGCGCAGACAAGAGCGCAGUUGUAGAUGAUGAGGAUGAAGAGGAGGAGGACGAGGAGGAAGAGAGCGAAGAGGAGGAGGACGAGGAAGAGGACGAGGAUGAAGAGGAUGAGGAAGAGGAGGACGAAGAGGAAGAAGAAGAUGAAGAAAAUGAAGAGGAGAUUGAAGAGGCCGACGAAGGCGAAGAGGCAGAUGAAGAUGCAGAGGAUGACGAGACGACAGUGGCACUGACCAACGAAUCGGAUGCAGUGUCGCGUGAGGAUACAGCACUACUCGAGGAGAUCUUUGAGCGAUUCACUCAAGAACAAGCCACUCGCUAUGAGUUCUAUCGUCGAUCAAGUCUCAACCGAGCCAACGUCAAGAAGGUGAUGCAGAGUGUCAUCACAACGCCAGUCAAUCAGACAUCAGCCAUCAUCAUGGCCGGUAUCACCAAAGUGUUUGUUGGAGAGAUAGUAGAGUUUGCACGAUACAUCAUGGAGGAAUGGCGCGAGCCACCUGGACCUCUACGACCAAGACACAUCAGGGAGGCUUACAGACGUUUAAAGGAAGCAAACAAGGUGCCGUACUUCAAGCGAUUGAAUCCAAAGUUAAAUUGA
Acytostelium subglobosum LB1 is the source of this 1245-nucleotide messenger RNA. RefSeq lists its product as hypothetical. Gene Ontology annotation, cellular component: transcription factor TFIID complex; nucleus. Gene Ontology annotation, biological process: transcription initiation at RNA polymerase II promoter; RNA polymerase II preinitiation complex assembly. The transcript has 2 exons. Gene Ontology annotation, molecular function: transcription coactivator activity; protein heterodimerization activity. NCBI's taxonomy places the organism in Eukaryota, Evosea, Eumycetozoa, Acytosteliales, Acytosteliaceae. Bases 1 to 1245 code for a protein of 414 amino acids. The record is from RefSeq and is a predicted model, not a curated record.